CCUCCAUAUAAUGCUGGCAAGAGGGAUAUGAAAGAGUUAGUUCCUCUUCUUUGCAAGUGGAAGGUUCACAUCUGCUUGAUGAUUGUGGUUGUGGGUUGAUACAUUCAUUUGAGAAGCUGGGACUGAACAUCAGGACGCAUAUUGCUAGCAAACAAUCUGCUGAACAAGCAAGAUGAUUGCUGUGUUAGUGUUGCUUAUGGUAGGACUGGUUUCUGGCAGUGUUGUCUGUCCAGGUGGGACAAAAUGUCAAGAUAAAACUACCUGCUGCCAAACUGAGACAGGAUAUGCAUGCUGCCAAUAUCCAUCUUCUGUUCCCCCUCAGAUACCUGCAGAGGAGGAAGAGGAAAGAGCUCCUGCUCCUCUAGUGAAAUCUGACAAUUCUUCUGCCUCUGUGGUUCACUGUGACAACAUCUAUAUUUGCUCUGAUGGUACAACGUGCUGCAGGUCUCCUUUUGGGCAGUGGUCCUGCUGCCCGUACAGUCUGGGUCAGUGCUGCCGUGAUGGCCUCCAUUGCUGUCCCUUUGGUUAUCGCUGUGACAGCACAUCCACCGUCUGUUUUAGGGGAACACUGAGUCUUCCUGCAUCUCCUCAGACUGCUGCCAUGCAGAGCAACACCAUUCAGGUACCUGCAGAGGAGGAAGAAAAAAGAGCUCCUGCUCCUCUGGUGAAAUCUGACAAUCCUUCUGCCUCUGUGGUUCGCUGUAACAGCAUCUAUUCCUGCCCUGAUGGUACAACGUGCUGCAGGUCUCCUUUUGGGCAGUGGUCCUGCUGCGUAUUCAGAGUGGGUCAGUGCUGCCGUGAUGGCCUCCAUUGCUGUCCCUUAGGUUUUCGCUGUGACAGCACAUCCACCCGCUGUUUUAGGGGAACACUGAGUGUUCCUGCAACUCCACAGAUUGCUGCCAUGCAGAGCAACACCAUUCAGGUACCUGCAGAGGAGGAAGAAAAAAGAGCUCCUGCUCCUCUGGUGAAAUCUGACAAUCCUUCUGCCUCUGUGGUUCGCUGUAACAGCAUCUAUACCUGCCCUGAUGGUACAACGUGCUGCAGGUCUCCUUUUGGGCAGUGGUCCUGCUGCGUAUUCAGAGUGGGUCAGUGCUGCCGUGAUGGCCUCCAUUGCUGUCCCUUAGGUUUUCGCUGUGACAGCACAUCCACCCGCUGUUUUAGGGGAACACUGAGUGUUCCUGCAACUCCACAGAUUGCUGCCAUGCAGAGCAACACCAUUCAGGUACCUGCAGAGGAGGAAGAAAAAAGAGCUCCUGCUCCUCUGGUGAAAUCUGACAAUCCUUCUGCCUCUGUGGUUCGCUGUAACAGCAUCUAUUCCUGCCCUGAUGGUACAACGUGCUGCAGGUCUCCUUUUGGGCAGUGGUCCUGCUGCGUAUUCAGAGUGGGUCAGUGCUGCCGUGAUGGCCUCCAUUGCUGUCCCUUAGGUUUUCGCUGUGACAGCACAUCCACCCGCUGUUUUAGGGGAACACUGAGUGUUCCUGCAACUCCACAGAUUGCUGCCAUGCAGAGCAACACCAUUCAGGUACCUGCAGAGGAGGAAGAGGAAAGAGCUCCUGCUCCUCUGGUGAAAUCUGACAAUCCUUCUGCCUCUGUGGUUCGCUGUAACAGCAUCUAUACCUGCCCUGAUGGUACAACGUGCUGCAGGUCUCCUUUUGGGCAGUGGUCCUGCUGCGUAUUCAGAGUGGGUCAGUGCUGCCGUGAUGGCCUCCAUUGCUGUCCCUUAGGUUUUCGCUGUGACAGCACAUCCACCCGCUGUUUUAGGGGAACACUGAGUCUUCCUGCAUCUCCACAGAUUGCUGCCAUGCAGAGCAACACCAUUCAGGUACCUGCAGAGGAGGAAGAAAAAAGAGCUCCUGCUCCUCUGGUGAAAUCUGACAAUCCUUCUGCCUCUGUGGUUCGCUGUAACAGCAUCUAUACCUGCCCUGAUGGUACAACGUGCUGCAGGUCUCCUUUUGGGCAGUGGUCCUGCUGCGUAUUCAGAGUGGGUCAGUGCUGCCGUGAUGGCCUCCAUUGCUGUCCCUUAGGUUUUCGCUGUGACAGCACAUCCACCCGCUGUUUUAGGGGAACACUGAGUCUUCCUGCAACUCCACAGAUUGCUGCCAUGCAGAGCAACACCAUUCAGGUACCUGCAGAGGAGGAAGAGGAAAGAGCUCCUGCUCCUCUGGUGAAAUCUGACAAUCCUUCUGCCUCUGUGGUUCGCUGUAACAGCAUCUAUACCUGCCCUGAUGGUACAACGUGCUGCAGGUCUCCUUUUGGGCAGUGGUCCUGCUGCGUAUUCAGAGUGGGUCAGUGCUGCCGUGAUGGCCUCCAUUGCUGUCCCUUAGGUUUUCGCUGUGACAGCACAUCCACCCGCUGUUUUAGGGGAACACUGAGUGUUCCUGCAACUCCACAGAUUGCUGCCAUGCAGAGCAACACCAUUCAGUCUGUUCCCCCUCAGAUACCUGCAGAGGAGGAAGAGGAAAGAGCUCCUGCUCCUCUAGUGAAAUCUGACAAUUCUUCUGCCUCUGUGGUUCACUGUGACAACAUCUAUAUUUGCCCUGAUGGUACAACGUGCUGCAGGUCUCCUUUUGGGCAGUGGUCCUGCUGCCCGUACAGUCUGGGUCAGUGCUGCCGUGAUGGCCUCCAUUGCUGUCCCUUUGGUUAUCGCUGUGACUUCACAUCCACCCGCUGUUUUAGGGGAACACUGAGUCUUCCUGCAUCUCCACAGAUUGCUGCCAUGCAGAGCAACACCAUUCAGGUACCUGCAGAGGAGGAAGAAAAAAGAGCUCCUGCUCCUCUGGUGAAAUCUGACAAUCCUUCUGCCUCUGUGGUUCGCUGUAACAGCAUCUAUUCCUGCCCUGAUGGUACAACGUGCUGCAGGUCUCCUUCUGGGCGGUGGUCCUGCUGCGUAUUCAGAGUGGGUCAGUGCUGCCGUGAUGGCCUCCAUUGCUGUCCCUUAGGUUUUCGCUGUGACAGCACAUCCACCCGCUGUUUUAGGGGAACACUGAGUGUUCCUGCAACUCCACAGAUUGCUGCCAUGCAGAGCAACACCAUUCAGGUACCUGCAGAGGAGGAAGAGGAAAGAGCUCCUGCUCCUCUGGUGAAAUCUGACAAUUCUUCUGCCUCUGUGGUUCACUGUGACAACAUCUAUAUUUGCCCUGAUGGUACAACGUGCUGCAGGUCUCCUUUUGGGCAGUGGUCCUGCUGCCCGUACAGUCUGGGUCAGUGCUGCCGUGAUGGCCUCCAUUGCUGUCCCUUUGGUUAUCGCUGUGACUUCACAUCCACCCGCUGUUUUAGGGGAACACUGAGUGUUCCUGCAACUCCACAGAUUGCUGCCAUGCAGAGCAACACCAUUCAGGUACCUGCAGAGGAGGAAGAGGAAAGAGCUCCUGCUCCUCUGGUGAAAUCUGACAAUCCUUCUGCCUCUGUGGUUCGCUGUAACAGCAUCUAUACCUGCCCUGAUGGUACAACGUGCUGCAGGUCUCCUUUUGGGCAGUGGUCCUGCUGCGUAUUCAGAGUGGGUCAGUGCUGCCGUGAUGGCCUCCAUUGCUGUCCCUUAGGUUUUCGCUGUGACAGCACAUCCACCCGCUGUUUUAGGGGAACACUGAGUCUUCCUGCAUCUCCACAGAUUGCUGCCAUGCAGAGCAACACCAUUCAGGAUCAGUGCUGUCAGGGCGAGACAGGCUGCUGUCCCGUCGGGUUUCACUGUGAUGAGGAGAGCAAAGCCUGUGUGGAAGACUUCGACCACUCAUCUCCACUGAAGUCUGCGUUGAAUCCCCAGAAUCAGGCCGGCAUUAUCCAUUGCAGUAACCGAUUCUAUUGCCCAGCUGGAAACAGCUGCUGCAAGACACUAACUGGCCAGUGGGCAUGCUGUCCAUAUCCUCUGGGUCAAUGCUGUAAGGAUGGAAAGCACUGCUGUGAAUAUGGCUAUGACUGCAAUACUACAUUUACUAAGUGCAAAAGAGGCUACUCAAGCAUUCCUGCUCUUCUCACAAAAGAAGCACUGCUCCUCUGAAUCCUCCUUCCUUGAACCAAAAGCUACAUCCAUAAAAAGCAGUCAUAAUUAAGAGUAUUUUAUUUGAUCAACAAAUGUCAUACAUUUUUAAGCUUCAUGCUUUGAGUUUUGUUAUGCCGCAAUAAGCAAGAGCAGUUAUAUUUCAUUCUUUUCUUUUUUUGAAGGAACAAAAAAAAAAAAUCACAAAAAUAAAUGUCUCAAUGCAUAUGCAAACUAAUAAAAAGUGAUUUUAAUCACA
Pangasianodon hypophthalmus (striped catfish) is the source of this 4232-nucleotide messenger RNA. RefSeq lists its product as uncharacterized. Gene Ontology annotation, cellular component: extracellular region. NCBI's taxonomy places the organism in Eukaryota, Metazoa, Chordata, Actinopteri, Siluriformes, Pangasiidae. The record is from RefSeq and is a predicted model, not a curated record. Bases 173 to 3994 code for a protein of 1273 amino acids. The transcript is spliced from 26 exons.